Fragaria vesca subsp. vesca is the source of this 3450-nucleotide messenger RNA. Its product is annotated as receptor-like protein kinase HSL1-like. Gene Ontology annotation, cellular component: plasma membrane. The transcript has 2 exons. Gene Ontology annotation, biological process: protein phosphorylation; hormone-mediated signaling pathway. Gene Ontology annotation, molecular function: ATP binding; protein kinase activity; protein binding. Bases 80 to 3121 code for a protein of 1013 amino acids. NCBI's taxonomy places the organism in Eukaryota, Viridiplantae, Streptophyta, Magnoliopsida, Rosales, Rosaceae. The record is from RefSeq and is a predicted model, not a curated record.
UACUUAACUAUCUUGUUUUGUUCUGAAUUAUCCAUCCUCAAAGUUCAGGAACCACGAGGUUUCAGACCUCCAUACCCAAAUGACAACACCAAAACCUUGUCUAUACACCCUUCUCUUCUUCAUCUUCCUCAUCCAUGCCAACUCUCAGUCCCUUCAAGACAAGGAAGUAGUAGUCCUGCUCAAGUUAAAGUCAUAUUGGCUAUCUCCACCGGCCCUCAGCCAUUGGACUUCAUCAUCAAACUCUAGUUCCCACUGUAGCUGGCCAGAGAUCACCUGCACCGAGAACUCCGUUACCGGAUUAGUUCUCUACAACGUAAACCUCACCCUUCAAGUUCCGCCCUUCAUUUGUGACCUCAACAACCUCACACACCUUGACCUUGGUGAUAACUACCUCCCGGGAGAUUUUCCCUUGUCUCUCUACAACUGCUCCAAGUUAGAGUACUUGGACCUCUCAAAGAACUACUUUGUGGGAACUAUUCCUGAUGACAUCGACAAAUUGCCUAAGCUGCAGACGCUCAUUCUCGCCGGCAACAACUUCUCCGGUGACAUUCCUGCGUCUAUUGGGAAGUUGCAGGAGCUGACAACUUUGCAUUUAUACAUGAACCAGUUCAACGGCUCUGUCCCUGCAGAAAUAGGUAACCUCUCCAACCUUGAGUUCCUCUGGCUCUCUUGGCUUCCCAAAAUGGCGCCAUGGAAGCUGCCUUUUGAAUUCACCAUGUUCAAAAAGAUGAAGACAUUGAAGAUUCGUGAAGCGAAUUUGAUAGGAGAGAUACCGGAGUCUGUUGGAGAAAUGGAAGCACUUGAAGAAUUGGAUAUGUCGAUAAACAACUUGAGCGGGAAAAUACCAAGUGGUGUGUUACUGUUGAAGCAUUUGAGCAUUAUCUAUCUCUUCAAGAACAGACUUUCAGGGGAGAUUCCUCAAGUGGUUGAAGCAUUCAACUUGACCAUAAUCGACAUCUCAGAGAACAAUUUCACAGGGCCAAUACCACAAGGUUUCGGAAACCUUACUAAGUUGACAGACAUGAGUUUGUUCUACAAUGAUGGUAUUUCAGGUGAGAUUCCAGAGGGAAUUGGCCUCCUGCCAAAUCUUGUGAUUUUCAAAAUGUUCAACAUGAACUUGUCAGGUACAAUUCCUCCAGAGUUUGGUAAGCAUUCGCCGCUUGAAGAUUUCCAGGUUUCGGUGAAUAGGCUUACCGGGAAGCUGCCAGACGGUUUGUGUAAAAAUGGUAAGCUUGUGGGAGUUGUUGCUUAUGACAAUAGUCUCACUGGGGGGCUACCAAGCUCUCUUGAAAAUUGUGAUAGUCUGCUGGUAGUCACAGUUUAUGAUAACAAGUUAUCCGGGGACAUUCCUAGUGGUAUGUGGAAUGCAUUGAACUUGACUUAUGUGCUGAUAAGCAACAAUUCACUUACGGGUGAGCUUCCUGAGAAGAUGUCAGAUAAUCUUCUAAGGGUGGAAAUAGCUGACAACAAGUUUUCCGGUCAGAUUCCAAGAGGGGUGUCUUCCUGCAAGAAGCUGCAAGUUUUUGAUGCUCGUAAGAACCUCUUGAAUGGCACUAUUCCUCAGGAAUUAACUACUCUUCCGAGCUUGUCGAGUCUUCUCCUUCAUCAGAAUCGGCUUAGCGGGCCACUUCCAUCAGAUAUUGUAUCAUGGGAGUCGCUAAACAUUCUUGAUCUGAGCAGAAAUCAACUCUCCGGACCAAUUCCAGAGAAACUUGGUGUUUUGCCAUCUCUUACUGAGUUGGACCUCUCAGAAAACCAAUUUUCUGGCGAGAUUCCAAAUCAAUUUGCCAUUCUGAAACUCAACAAUUUAAACCUGUCUUCAAAUCUCCUCACUGGCGAGAUACCAACUUCACUUGAAAACUCUGCGAAUGAGAGAAGCUUCUUGAACAAUACUGCUCUAUGUGCAAGCACCAGUGGUUUCAAUGUCAAUAUAUGUUCUAGAUCACCAACCUCCGGCAAGAUUUCAAAUUGGUCUCUAGCUUUGAUCUUAAGUCUAAGCGCGGUGUCGUUCCUGUUGGUUCUGUUCUUAUUAGUCUUCUUUGUUAGAGGAUACAGGAGAAAGAAGGAUGGAUCACACGCAGACUGGAAACUCACUUCAUUUCAGAGGUGCAAUUUCACCUUAUCAAAAAUCUUGGCAGGGUUGACAGAAGGCAAUGUGAUUGGAAGUGGUGGAUCAGGAAAGGUUUAUCGUGUACCUGUGAAUCGUAUAGGUGAUGUUGUAGCUGCAAAGAGGAUUUGGACCAACAAGAAUAUCAUGGAGGAUAGGCUUGAAAAACAGUUUCUUGCAGAAGUCAAGAUACUGAGCUCAAUUCGACAUGCCAAUAUAGUGAAGCUGAUGUGCUGCAUUUCCAGUGAGAGUUCGAAACUUCUUGUAUAUGAGUACUCAGACAAUCGCAGCCUAGACCGAUGGUUGCACAAGAAAAACGAAACAUCCCUAUCCAACCUCUCAAGUUCAGUUCAUCAUGUUGUCCUGGACUGGCCUAAGAGGUUGCAGAUUGCAGUGGGAGCUGCUGAUGGCCUCUGCUACAUGCAUCAUGACUGUGUUCCACCCGUUAUUCAUCGAGAUGUGAAAUCAAGUAACAUUCUGUUGGAUUCUGAUUUCAACGCGAAAAUUGCAGAUUUUGGUCUUGCCAAGAUGUUAGUCAAGCAAGGAGACCUUGCCACAAUGUCAGCUGUUGCUGGCUCCUUUGGCUACAUGGCUCCAGAAUACGCACAUUCCACAAGAGUGAAUGGGAAGAUUGACGUAUACAGUUUCGGGGUUGUCCUGCUCGAGUUGACAACUGGUAGAGAACCCAAUGAAGGUGAUGAGCACACUUCUCUUGCCGAAUGGGCGUGGCGACAUGGUCAAGAAGGCAAACCUAUCGCCGAUGCUCUGGACCAGGACGUCAAAGAACCUUGUUACAUGGAUGAAAUGAAUGCCGUCUUCAAACUCGGCAUAAUGUGCACUGAGAAAAAUCCUUCUAACAGGCCUUCUAUGAGGGAGGUUCUGCAUAUCUUGGUUAAUACCUGUCCUGCACCAGUUCGAAGGGAAAAGACCGAGUAUGCUGCUGCUCCUCUCCUCAAGAAUUCAAGCCGAGAGAGGGUUUUGGAAGAUCAAGAUGGUUUGGCAACGGAUGUGUGAUAAUUCCCAGAAGAUGACACCAAUAUGUUAGGAUCAGUCCACAUCCUAAUGGUUAUCCAGCCCAUUCUCUUACAACCUCUGUGCAGCUAGUACAUUGCAUCUCCAUGCCUCAGCUAGCAUCUAACUUCGCUUCGAUUGGGAGGGAGAAAGCAAUCUAGAAGAUAACUAAUCUUUAUGGACGUGAAUGCAUAAGAUGAGAUUCUGAGGUUUCAGAAAAUGUGAUACAGAGCAGAUAAGAUGAUGUACCAACAAAAAGAUGAGUUACAUUUUUUUUUUGAACAGUUAAAAGAUGAGUUACAUUAAUGAUUAAUGUAUUAAUCCAAGGAUUC